This is a messenger RNA of Notodromas monacha, 812 nucleotides long. The record is from the annotation of a GenBank genome assembly. NCBI's taxonomy places the organism in Eukaryota, Metazoa, Arthropoda, Ostracoda, Podocopida, Cyprididae.
CAUCGAGGGGUGAAAAUCUUCAUCCUCCUUUACCAAGAGAUCGAAAGAGCAGUGGAUCUCGGCUCAAAACGUACUGCAAAUCUGCUGAAAGGUUUGCAUAAAAAUGUGCACAUCAUUCGACACCCGCAGCGGCUGUACAGAAAAACUCUGACUCUCAGACACCAUGUCACUUGGCUGUGGUCGAAUCACGAGAAAAUUAUCGCCAUCGACCAAAAUUACGCAUUCAUUGGCGGUCUUGACUUGUGUUAUGGCAGAUGGGAUACACGGGAACAUUCGUAUCUUAAGCCGUCGAAAUGGAAUCUCGACGAUCGCUUUGUUCACUCGAGACCACUCGCCAAUUCGAUACCUUUGGACGAUCCGAUCAGCCACGAAUUUUGGUACGCGUUUAAAAACAUCGCGCGACGGAACACCAAAAUUUACGCGGAGGUCUUCAACUGCAUUCCGUCCGACAGCAUAAGAAAGCAUCAGCAAGCCAAGUUAAUUGUGGCCUCUGAAGCGUUGUUCACAUGCAAUCCAGCUGAAGCAGAGAAUCGUCUAGCUCAAGUAAGAGGGCACUUGGUGGAAUACCCUUUACAUUUCCUGGAAGACGAAAACUUGUCUAUGACUGUGGGAACGAAAGAAUUCUUCUUGCCGGCAUCGUUCUGGACUUAGAGCUUCGCAAAAAUUACAGCAGUUUGGGGGUACUGUAUUCCGAAUUUCGAGUGAAAAUCAAGUGCUGAAUGAUGACAUUAUUCUACAACAUGCGCAUUUUCUGACUUCUUUAAUGAGGCAAUGAGUUGACGCAGUGAAAUCUUCCAUGCUUUCCUUUUACA